This is a messenger RNA of Callorhinus ursinus (northern fur seal), 2749 nucleotides long. It is a transcript of the gene TGFBI, whose product is annotated as transforming growth factor beta induced. Gene Ontology annotation, cellular component: extracellular matrix. Gene Ontology annotation, biological process: extracellular matrix organization; cell adhesion. The record is from RefSeq and is a predicted model, not a curated record. NCBI's taxonomy places the organism in Eukaryota, Metazoa, Chordata, Mammalia, Carnivora, Otariidae. Gene Ontology annotation, molecular function: cell adhesion molecule binding.
AACCCGUGGACCACCCAGUACCCCUGUGCAGGCUCUGAAAGGCGAGAAGGAUUGAAAGUGACCCCAACUGAACCCAGUUUCCUUUCCCUGUUCAGUGUGUGGAAGAUACUGAAUGUCCAACCACUGGAUGGAGGUGGGGGGGCACACCUGCUAGUCACCAGGGCAUCUUGACUCUCAUUCACAAAGCCAGCUGGGCCUCCGUGCAGCCGCUGACCACAUUUCCCAUGGGCUCGUGUCACUGGCCCAACGUGUGUGCUGUGCAGAAGCUCAUCGGCACCAACAAGAAGUACUUCACCAACUGCAAGCAGUGGUACCAGAGGAAAAUCUGUGGCAAAUCCACGGUCAUCAGCUAUGAGUGCUGUCCUGGAUACGAAAAGGUGCCAGGCGAGAAGGGGUGUCCUGCAGCCCUGCCUCUCUCAAACCUUUACGAGACCCUGGGUGUCGUUGGGUCCACCACUACUCAGCUGUACACGGACCGCACGGAGAAGCUGAGACCCGAGAUGGAAGGGCCCGGCAGCUUCACCAUCUUCGCUCCGAGCAACGAGGCUUGGGCUUCCUUGCCAGCCGAAGUGCUGGACUCCCUGGUGAGCAAUGUCAACAUCGAGCUGCUCAAUGCCCUUCGCUACCACAUGGUCAACAGACGGGUCCUGACAGAUGAGCUGAAACACGGCAUGGCCCUCACCUCCAUGUACCAGAAUUCGGGCAUCCAAAUCCACCACUAUCCCAACGGGAUCGUGACCGUGAACUGCGCUCGGCUGCUGAAAGCCGACCACCACGCCACCAACGGUGUGGUGCACCUCAUUGAUAAGGUCAUCUCCACCGUCACCAACAACAUCCAGCAGAUCAUCGAGAUCGAAGACACCUUCGAGACCCUUCGGGCUGCCGUGGCCGCAUCCGGGCUCAACACCGUGCUUGAAGGUGACGGCCAGUUCACGCUCUUGGCCCCUACCAAUGAGGCCUUCGAGAAGAUCCCCGCUGAAACCCUGAACAGGAUCCUGGGUGACCCAGAAGCCCUGAGAGACCUGCUCAACAACCACAUCUUGAAGUCGGCCAUGUGUGCAGAAGCCAUCGUGGCAGGGAUGUCCAUGGAGACCCUGGAGGGCACUACGCUGGAGGUGGGCUGCAGCGGGGACAUGCUCACCAUCAACGGGAAGGCCAUCAUCUCCAAUAAAGACAUCCUGGCCACCAAUGGUGUGAUCCACUUCAUCGAUGAGCUGCUCAUCCCAGACUCAGCCAAGACGCUGUUUGAGUUGGCUGCAGAGUCUGAUGUUUCCACAGCCGUUGACCUUUUCAGACAGGCUGGCCUCGGCACUCAUCUCUCCGGAAAGGAGCGGUUGACCCUCUUGGCCCCCCUGAAUUCCGUAUUCAAAGAUGGAACCCCUAACAUUGAUGCAUAUACAAAGAAUUUGCUUCUGAAUCACAUGGUUAAAGACCAGCUAGCCUCCAAGUAUCUGUAUCAUGGGCAGACCCUGGACACUCUGGGUGGCAAAAAACUGAGAGUUUUUGUUUAUCGCAAUAGCCUGUGCAUCGAGAACAGCUGCAUUGCCGCCCAUGACAAGAGGGGGAGGUAUGGGACACUCUUUACCAUGGACCGAAUGCUCACCCCCCCGAUGGGGACUGUCAUGGACAUCCUGAAGGGGGACAAUCGCUUCAGCAUGCUGGUGGCCGCCAUCCAGUCUGCCGGGCUGACGGAGGUGCUCAACAGGGAAGGCGUCUACACAGUCUUUGCUCCUACGAAUGAGGCCUUCCAAGCCAUGCCACAGGAAGAGCUGAACAAACUCUUGGGCAAUGCCAAAGAGCUGGCCAACAUCCUGAAAUACCACAUUGGCGAUGAGAUCCUGGUCAGCGGGGGCAUCGGGGCCCUGGUGCGGCUGAAGUCUCUCCAGGGGGACAAGCUGGAAGUCAGCUCAAAAAACAACGUAGUGAAUGUCAAUAAGGAGCUGGUUGCGGAAGCUGACAUCAUGGCCACCAAUGGGGUGGUCUAUGCCAUCUCCAGUGUCCUGCAGCCUCCAGCCAACAGACCUCAGGAGCGAGGGGAUGAACUUGCAGACUCUGCCCUUGAAAUCUUCAAACAGGCGUCAGCAUAUUCCAGGGCCGCCCAGACCUCUGUGAAACUAGCCCCCGUGUAUCAGCGGUUAUUAGAGAGGAUGAAGCAUUAGCGCGGAGGAUGCGGGAGGAACGCACUUCGGCAGCUCACCACCACUUUCUCUGAGUUUACCAAAGAGACUGAAUGUUUUUGAAACCAAAUGUCACACUUCAGUGUGCCUGGGCUGCACCGGAAUGAGAUCUGAGCCCUGGGUGGGUGGAGGGAGGAGGGAAGGAGAUGUCCUUUUAUUUGGUUUUCCCCCCAAACAUGGCUGUUAACCCACUGCAUGCGGAGACCUGGAUAUCACUGCCUGAUAGUCGCUCCUAAAAAGGACCUGUUCCGAACGUGGAAUUUCCCACCCAUGCCAAGUGCUCUGGAAAGGGGGGCUGAAGUUUUGUGGCACUCACCAAACACGAAUCAGGCAGUCUAGCAUGAUGGGGGCGGGGAUUCUGACACAGUUCUUGUAAAGCUCUUUUACAACUGGAGAAAUGGCAUCAUUAUAAGCUAUGGGUUGAACUGCUCUGUGCCUGCGUGUGGCUUGGACGCUUCUUGGUGGCCCUGUCCGGGUAGAAAAGGGAGGGUAGGUAGAGCAUGCCGAGCCCAGGAUUUCCCAGGUGUGGCAGAGCCAUCGUGUGUUUGUAAUAAUAAAACCAAAGAAAUGUA